Molecule: messenger RNA, 2597 nt
Organism: Aspergillus campestris IBT 28561
Lineage: Eukaryota; Fungi; Ascomycota; Eurotiomycetes; Eurotiales; Aspergillaceae
Product: putative MFS transporter
Exons: 3
Coding region: 331-2403 (690 amino acids)
Biological process (GO): transmembrane transport
Molecular function (GO): transmembrane transporter activity
Source: RefSeq, a predicted model, not a curated record
CUUUCUCUAACUUCCUAUCUUUCUCUCUCUUCUCUUUUUUAUCUUCUUCUUCUCUUCUUCCCUCCUUUAUAUCCAAUCAUUCGGUUCUUUCUCCAGGCUAACGGGGAUCAUGCUGAACUAAUUUCCGAAACCCAUUCCGAUCCUCCGUCGUUUCUCCCCUCUAUUCUAUUCUAUUAUUUUAUUUUAUUUGAUUUUAUUUUUUAUUCUUUCCUCUUUAACCGGGAAAAUAAAACAAUAAAAUAAAAUAAAAUAAAGAGAUAAUUCUAAUAUACUAAUAAAAUAAUAAAAUAUCUGACUUGGCGAGUGACGACCGCCAAGUCUACACCCUCAAUGCCAGUCUCCAAUUCUGCAUUCCAAGGACAUCGUCGUCAGUCGUCCACGACGACCGCUAUUCCUUCCAUCUCAACCCACCCUGCCCCGACUCCCUCCUCGUCUUCCUCCAUUCAGCAGCCCAAGAGGGACCGGAAUGCCCAUCACUCCCGGGCCACUUCCUGGACGUCUGGUCACGAUCAAGGUCCCGAACCCUCCCCCGUCUUCCCCUCUUCCUCCUCGCGCCGUCGCGGGAACUCCAACGUCUCCCUGGCGCAAGUCUCCGAGGGCUCCUCCGGCCGAUACGACGACAACGACGACGACGAUUUCCACUUCCCGGACGACGCCGGCGACAAUAUGAAUCUCAAAAGUACCUCCUUCGAGUGGCAGGGCCACGCCCGCAGUCGCUCCGGCCACUCCAUCUCCCGACAUCUGUCGUCCUUCCCGUCCGAUCUCUCCCCGCAACCCCGGCCCGGCCCCGUGACCUGGAUGUCACUGCCCCGGAAGCAACAGCUGGGGAUCUUGGGUCUCUGUCGCGUCUUCGAUUUCCUGCAGGUCGCCUCCCUGCAGGCUUACAUGUUCUACCAGCUCAAAUCCUUCGACGAGACCCUCUCCGACUCCGACGUCGCGACCCAGGCUGGUAUCCUCCAGGGCGCCUUUACCGCCGCCCAGUUCGCGACGGCCAUCCCUUGGGGACGUGUUGCGGACGCCGAAUGGGGCGGUCGCAAGUUCGUGCUGCUGGUCGGCUUGUUGGGUACUGCGCUGUCGUGUUUGGGAGUUGCUUUUUCGACGUCGUUCGCGCAGGCCGUGUUCUGGCGCUCGUUUGGCGGUGCUAUUAAUGGUACUGUUGGUAUUAUUCGGACUUCUAUCGCGGAGAAUGUCAAGGAGAAGAAAUAUCAUUCGCGUGCUUUCCUAAUCCUCCCAAUUGGGUUCAACAUUGCUUCACUGUUUGGUCCGGUCAUGGGCGGCAUGCUCGCGGAUCCCGUCCGCGCCUAUCCCACCCUGUUCGGCCCCAAUUCGUCUUUCGGCGGCCAGACCGGCGUCGAGUGGCUGACGCGCUAUCCGUACGCCUUGCCCAUGUUCGCCAAUGCCUUAUUUUUGAGUGUCACGGCGGUCUUGGUCGGCAUGUAUUUCGAAGAGACCCUCGAUGCGUGCAAAGGAAAGCCCGGCCUGGGCACCUUCAUUCUACGACUCGUCGCCAAGGUCGUCCGUGCCGCCGUCCCGUCAUCAUCCCCCCUGCACCAACGGCUCCCCUUCGCCGACUACGACGAAGAGGGCCCACUGCUACACCGACACCGCGAGUCCGAGAGCUACGAGCUCGAAGAAAAGGCCGCGCGACCCACCGCGCGCGCCGCGCGCAUCCUCCCCUUCCGACGACUGUGGACCAAGAACGUGCUCUGCACGCUCCUGGCACAAGCCUUCUUCGACUUCCAGAUGGGCGCCUUCAACAACCUCUGGCUACUCUUCCUCUCGACCCCGCGCUACGACGCAGCCGACCCGGCGGCGCCCGCGCGCCGACUGCCCUUCAUCUUCACAGGCGGCCUUGGCAUGCUACCGCAGAGCGUCGGCUUCGCGACGGCCAUCCUCGGAGUCAUCGGCAUGCUGCUGCAAUUCACCAUCUACCCGACGAUCAACGGACGACUGGGCACAGCCAAGAGCUACCAGUACUUCCUGACACUGUUCCCGCUGGCCUACGCCUUCGCGCCGUACAUCGCGCUGGCACCGUCGUCGACCCCGCCCCCGGGCCAGGCAAACGGCAUCUGGGUCUGGUUCUCUAUCGUCGUUGUGCUGUUCCUGCAGGUCACGGCGCGCACCUUCACCCUCCCCACCUCCAUCAUCCUGCUAAAUAACUGCUCCCCGCAUCCGUCCGUGCUGGGCACCAUCCACGGCGUCGGCCAGUCCGUGUCCUCGGCGUUCCGCACCGUGGGACCUAUCUUCUCCGGCGGGUGGUACGGCUACGGGCUGGAGAUGGGCAUGGUCGGGUUCGCGUGGUGGCUGGUCGCGCUGGUCUCGGCCAUGGGGUGCGUCGCUGCUGUAUUUGUGUAUGAGGGGUCAGGUCAUGAGAUUCUACUCCCUGGGGAGACAUACGAUUAGUGUAUAGUUUCUUUCUUUUUCUGCAUUCUUUAUCUUUCUUUUCCUUUUUCCUUUUUUCUUGCAUCCUGCACUGCAUUCCUUCAAUGUUUCUUUCGUUGUGUUAUUUUUGAUCCCAUGUAUAUAUUUGGGUGGUGUCUAGUGACUUGUACAGUUGGAUGAUAGAUAGAGUAUAUAGAGUAUCGAGGAUACUUGGC